Messenger RNA from Drosophila grimshawi, 7869 nucleotides. Its product is annotated as ankyrin repeat domain-containing protein 50. Bases 434 to 6808 code for a protein of 2124 amino acids. The record is from RefSeq and is a predicted model, not a curated record. Gene Ontology annotation, molecular function: protein binding. Lineage: Eukaryota; Metazoa; Arthropoda; Insecta; Diptera; Drosophilidae. The transcript is spliced from 8 exons.
GAGAGAGACAGAGACGCUGUCGCUGCCUCUGCCGCUGCCGCUGUCUGUGUCUCAGUCGCGUCUGAUUGCUCACAACACAAAUUAUCGUUUAAUUUCUUUUCAUUUUUGCACAAAGCACAAAGCGGGUGACUUUUUGUGCCGCUGCAGCCAACCAACCACCAACAAUCCCCGCCCCUCCUCCCUCGCGCUUCCUUAUCAGCCAUUGAUAAUAUUGUGGCAGAGUCGUCGGCAGAGAGACUGACGGACAGUGUGACCGUGUCAUGUUUAGCUAAAGAAUUUUAUUUGGAAUAGCGUUGCACACUGACAGUCAGUGGACUUUCAUCGAAAUAAAGGCAAGGAUAAACAAGCUGUGUAAAUACUCGAAAACUAGGAGUAAUCCAAAAGGCAACGACAACAAGUACAACUACAACAACAAUAGCAAAUAGCAACGACAAUGUCUAAGCAUACAGACAACGAUAAUCUGCGCAAUGACAUCUACGAGAAUUUGCCCUGUCAGGCCAUGUAUAAUGAAUCUGUGCGCAAAAUGCAGCAACAACAACAGCAGCAGCAGCAACAACAGCAACAUCAUCAGAAAUCCUCAUCGGCUGGCGGGGGACAACAGCUACUGCUGUUGAAUCAUAGCAACAGCAACAGCAAUCCGAAUGCCAACUCCAAUUCGCUAGGCAACAACGUCAACACUGCUGCUGGCAACCUGCCCAAGGAGAUGCUCUAUGCGACUCCUCUACGCAAAUCGGAUCGUUACAAGAGUAGCGAACGGCAUCGCAUGGAAGGAGCAGCAGCGGCUGGCGAUGCCAAGUUGUCCAAUUUGAGGGACUCCAAUAGGCGUAAUGGGAAUCCGGUGCAGGUAACCGAUCUAGAUGCGAAUGAUGAGCUGGAGCAGGAUGUGGGGGAACGCGAGGCGGAUGCGAAUGCUUCGACUAGUGCACUCGUUGGUGGUUCCAAGUACAACAAUCAGUCGUCGGCUGUUGCCACGCCCAAUCAGCAACUGGAGGAUCGACGCAUACUCAACUUUCUCAAGGACACGACACAGGUGCACAAGAAACUGGAGAUAAGUGGUCGCGAUUGUCCCAAUGCCAGUUUUUCAAAUUUGGCACGUGAGGAGCAUUUUGCUAAUCUUGUGCAGCAGAAUUUUGCACUGGAUCUUACGAAUGGGAGUUCAGCGCCCGAGGAGGAUGGCCUCGAGCCUGGUGGCAAACAGCAGCCUGCGCCAGAAACAGCUGAUAAUCUGGAGUCGCUGAUGCAGCGCAAGCAUUCGCCGGAUAAAGAAGUCAACGGCCUGGCGCCACUGGAGCCGCCCAGUCAUCAUCAGCGUAUCGUGAGCAGUGUUUAUAUACAUCGCGAGUGGGUGCUGAAGAAGAUUGCGCUGUGUCUGGAGCAGCGUACAGCGGGCAAGAAACCCAUGCCGGUUGCCGGUCUGGGUGCUGCUGGUGUUAGUUCGGGUUAUGUGUCCGCCCGGGCCAAAGCUUCCGCCAUAUCCAGUUCAAGCUACAAUGGGUGCCUUGUGCUCGGAUCAAAUGGUUCGGGUAAGACCUCGAUAUGCCAGGCCAUCAUGAAGGGCAACUCGGGCACCAAGGGCAUCCUGAAUCGCAAGCUGCUCGCCUGCUAUCUAAUCGAAUCCCAGAAUCCCGAGUGUCACAGCUUGUCAUUGUUCAUGCGCAAAAUUGUGCUGCAGCUGCUCAGUCAUGCAUCACUAAUCAGUCGCGAGGAUAGUCAUCGUAUCAUCGAUGAGGGCUUCUCAUUUCUGCAACAGCAAGAAUCCAAGCUGGACGAGGCCAUGCAAAAUAUCAGCCUGAGCGAGAAUGCCGAAGAGCUGCUCAUCGAGGAGCUGAAGCGAGGUGCCAGCGAAUGCGACACCAAAGAGCUGGAGAACUUUCACAAGCAGCGCACCUCAACGGGUCAGAGGUCCGCAGUAAAAUCGGGUUUGACCCGACAACAAUCGGAGCCAGCACCUCAGGAGACUGUAGAGAAGCCCGUCGGCGGGGGCAACAGCUACGGAACACAUCCACCGAAACGUGGCGGUGUCUCCGCUCCAAUUGCAGAACGUGGCGAGCAGGACAAAGACACUGGCAGCGAAAAGGAACAGAAGCAAAAGGAAAGGGAAAAGGAAAAGGACAAGGAGGCGCCCAAAAGCAGUCCCAUCAAAUCCAAGUCGAAAAUACCCGUCAAACGUGGACGCACCGGCAGCGGUGUUUCCUCACCAGCCAAACUGGUGACGGCUACUCCCACGACCAACAGCAUACAGCAGGGUGGCGGCGAGGAUAUCGCCGACUUGGUCAGCGAGCAGCUAAAAAGCGAAAUCGAAGCGGCCAUCAAGGAUGACAAACAGGCGGAGGAGCAGGAGGAGGAGAAGCACAACGAAGACAAGCCUGAGGCGGAUAAGGAAACGCAGGCAACAACACCAACAGCAGAAACAACAAAAGAGGAGACAGAUAAAUCCGAAGCAGAACCGCUCAUCGAUUUCAUCGAACCCAGUGUGGAGCAAGUGGAGGUCACAAGCACUCCACCAACGGCACCACCUGUGCCCGGUGAGAAACCCAAGCCGAUCAAUAGCACCAGCACAUUACCGCCACCACUACCAAAGACGAAAAGUUGUCGGACCAUCAUUGCCGAUGGCUACUACGAGCUGCUUAUGUCGAAUCCGGAGAUACUCGAGUGCCUCAGCGUCGACAGCAUUGAGAAGAAUCCGGAUGAGUGCUUCAAGAAGGCACUGCUCUUUCCACUACUCGAAUUGACGCCGCCAAAGACCGCGCUGCUGCUGCUCAUCGAUUCCAUUGAUGAGAACUACAUCAAUGAGGGCAAUCUGAUCUCAACCCUAAAGGGUGGACGUGGCACGGUGACCAAUCACAAGAGUCGCAACGUUGCCGAGCUACUCUCCAAUCAUAUACACCUAUUCCCCAAGUGGUUGUUCCUCGUUUGCACCACAAAGAAGCAAACGAAGCAGAUAACAAAAAUGUUUACGGGCUUCAAGAAGAUCACCCUCGAUGAUCUACGCAAAUCGCAUGUGGUCAAGGAUGUGCAAGAGUAUAUCAUUAAUCGUUUGAACUCGGACUUUAAGGAUAGCAUUAUGCUGACCAAGGAGAUAAUAGAGUCGCUGCAUCAGCUCUAUAUCAAAUCCAAUGGCUGUAUACUCUAUCUGGAGAAGGUUCUGCAUGGCAUCAAGGAUAAUUUCUUUAGUUUUCGCGAGAUCAAGCUAAUCCCAUGCACUCUGAACGGUCUGUACUUGUACAUCUGCCAGAAGUCCUUCAACAAGAAACAGUACAUGAAGAUACGACCACUGUUGAAUGUCCUGCUCGCCUCCUCAGGCUAUGUGGACAAGUUGUUCCUCUUCAACUGUCUGAGGACGCAUAAUUAUACCAUCGAUUGCCAGGAGUUUGAGAAGCGUCUGCAACUAAUGCGCAACAUUCUCGCCUAUGAUGCGAAUGCGCAACGCUUGAAGAUCUUUCACAACUCCUUUGCGGAUUGGCUGGUGGAUGUGAAGUUUGCCACCAAGAAAUUCAUCUGCGAUGUGAAUGAAGGACAUGUCAUGAUCUCCAUGUACUAUCUGUUAGUGGCGGACACUCUCUGUGCCAAUACGGUGCGUAGAUUUGCCUAUCACCUGAUCAAGUCUGGCGAGUAUCUCACCAGUCGCCAUGUGGAAUUGGAUCUCAUUUUAAUGUUGCUCGAAUCGCGUUUGAAUCUCAGCGAUUGUUUCUAUACCAACCAUUUGAAUUGUUGUGCUCAAUGUGAGCAUGAUUUCAAAAAUGAUGUCAAUUUUCUGCCCAAGACCCGCAGCAUGUUGGAUCGUUUUCUGGCCAAUGAGUUGAGUGAACCGUUUGCGCAGUUCCUUUGCGACUUCUUCAAGCCGAGUCUGCCGACGGAUGCGAAAAUGUUGAAACUACUCAUCGAGACGGGCAUAAAUAAUGCCGAAGCGCAAAACUCCUGCGAAUCAUCGCUGAUGUCACCCGAACUGUCGGACAAGUCGCAGAAUAUUGACUUUGAGCUGGCGGAUUUAUUGCUCUCCAGCGAGAAGAGUUGUCUACAGGAGACGCAACGCACGAUUAGCCCCUCGGAGCAGAGUGAGCCACCGCAUGAGAGCCAGGACGAGAAUGCAUCGAGUACGUUGCAUCAACUCUCCGACUCGCAUCACAUUGAGCUGCACAAGGGCAAGGCUCUGAUACACAUCCUGGCCAACGAUGGCAAUCAUCAGUUGUUGGAGCGUGCCCUCAAUGCCUGUAAGAGUCCCAUUGAUCUGGAGAUUGAGGAUUAUAAUGGCCAGACAGCGCUGAAUAUUGCCUCCCGGAAUGGUCAUCUGGAGGUGGUUAAACUCUUGCUAAGCUUCUCGCAGCCCUGCAACGAUGGCACUGGACGCAUGAAGCGUGUGGAUGUUAAUCAUGCGGAUCGCGAUGGCUGGACACCAUUGCGUUCUGCAUCGUGGGGUGGUCACAGCGAGGUGGUGCGUCUUCUAAUAGCCCAGCCUGCCUGCAAGAUUGACCUGGCCGAUAAGGAGGGGCGCACAGCAUUGCGCGCUGCUGCCUGGAGUGGACAUGAGGAUAUCCUGAAGCUGCUGAUCGAGUCGGGUGCGGAUGUUAAUUCGGUGGAUCGUCAGGGACGCACUUCGCUCAUUGCCGCUUCCUAUAUGGGUCACUAUGACAUUGUGGAGAUUCUUUUGGACAAUGGCGCUAAUGUGAAUCACUUGGAUUUGGAUGGACGCAGUGCGCUGUGUGUAGCCGCCUUGUGUGGUUCCUCCGGGUAUAGCAAGGUCAUUUCCACAUUGCUCGAUCAUGGUGCGAAUACGGAUCAACUGGACAAUGAUGGCAUGUCGCCACUGCUCGUCAGCUCCUUCGAAGGCAAUGCAGAGGUCUGUGAACUGUUGCUGGAGAAUGCUGCGGAUCCGGAUCUUGCUGAUUUUAUGGGUCGUACACCGUUGUGGGCGGCCUGCACCGCUGGACAUGCGACGGUGGUGCGUCUCCUGCUCUUCUGGGGCUGUGGCAUCGAUUGCAUGGACAGUGAAGGACGCACGGUGCUCAGCAUUGGCGCCGCUCAGGGCAAUGUGGAGACAGUGCGUCAACUACUCGAUCGUGGUCUAGAUGAAACGCAUCGCGAUAAUGCCGGCUGGACUCCGUUGCACUAUGCCGCCUUUGAGGGCUUCCAUGAGGUGUGUUUGCAGCUGCUGGAAUCAGGGGCCAAGAUCGAUGAGUGCGACAACGAGGGAAAGACGGCACUCCAUCUGGCCGCCCAGGAGGGCAGGCUGCGCUGUGUUCAGACCCUACUGGACAUCCACUCCAGCUUUGUGGAUCAGAAGGCACACGAUGGCAAGACGGCGUUCCGUCUGGCCAGUCUCGAGGGUCACAUGGAGACAGUGGAGUAUUUGCUCAAGUUCUGUUGCGAUGUCAACUCUAAGGAUGCCGACUCGCGCACCACUCUGUACAUCCUGGCGCUGGAGAAUAAGAUGGACAUAGUCAAGUAUCUGCUGGACAUGACGAAUGUCGAUGUCAAUAUACCCGAUAGCGAGGGACGUACAGCGCUGCAUGUCGCCGCCUGGCAAGGACAUACGGAUAUGGUGAAGACCCUCAUCGAAGCUGGUGCCGAUGUUAACUCUAUGGAUCUGGAAGCGCGCACACCGUUACACUCCUGCGCCUGGCAGGGCAAUCACGAUGUGAUGAACAUCCUGCUCUACUAUGGCGCCCUUGCGGAUCAUGCCUGCAAGCAGGGAGCCACAGCGUUGGGCAUCUCCGCCCAGGAGGGGCACGAGAAAUGCGUCAUUGCGCUGCUCCAGUUUGGCGCCAAUCCCUACAAGUCGGACCAUUGCGGACGGACACCGAUUAAACUGGCGGCCAAAUCCAGUCGCAGCAGCAUACUCAAGAUCUUUGAGAGCUAUACCAAAAAUGAAGCUAGCAAUCCCAAUGAAACGAAAUUCCAUGCCAGCAUGCUGCGUUCUCCUGAUCAGCCGCCGGCGUUGCCCCUGCACCAAAAUCUCGCCCCGUAUCCGGCACACGCAUCCGCCUCAUCCGUUUGCUCCGCCGCCACAACGGCCACCGUUCACAAUGGCAGCCAGCUGCAGGCUCUAAAUGCAUCAAGUUCGACGCACAGCUCCAACAAUUUCUAUCAGAAUACGAUGCAAUCGGAUACGAGCAGUCUGCACAAGCGCAAGAGCGUCAUCUCUAGUCAAUCCACGGGCAGCAGCAAUGAUCAAGCGCCGCUAACCUUCACACAGCAAUUGCAGCGACAAAGCAAACUCAGCUCACGCAACAAUCUGAUGGUCAACUCAAAGCAUGCCUCCAGCUCGGCGGCGGCGGCAGCGUCACACAAAUCCAGCAGCAAUGGUGGCCCAGGCGCUCAUCAGCGUCACUCUCAAGUGCUGCCCGAUCUCAGCGAGCAUCAGCUAGCAAGCAACAUGACCAACGAGGCGGAUCUGUAUGAUAUGGAGUGCAUGUCACCGUUGUAUGCCACGCCCCCACAUUCGCCCAGCAGCGAGUUGAGCUCGCCCGGACAACUGCCCGCUCUGAAUGCGUUUGUCGAUGAUGACAGAGCUGGACCCAGCAAUGGCGGUUCAAAGUCCGCUUUGCCCGAUAAUCAUUUUGCGCGAGAUACGCACAUGCGCAUUAUAUUGGGCAACCUUAAGGAGAAUCAGCCCAGUUCAUCAAGCAAGAGCAAGCGCAGUGGCGUCUCCAGUAAUCCUGCAAUGCGACUCAUUCGCAGUCGAUUUGAUUCGGCAGCCCAACUCAUCAGGAGAACCAACAACAUGCUUUCCUCCAGCAGCAAUCAGGGCUCAUCGAGCAUUGGCGUUAAGUCGGGCACCUUCCAGUGGCGCAAGGAGAGUCAAAUGUAAACACUAAGGCACACACACCUACACACUCACCUACACACAGACACACCCACAUACAUACAUACACUUGCAUACUCAAUUAUAAUGUAGAUUGUAUUUUGACUUUAUUGAGUUCAUACUUUUAUAUACUUUAUAAAACGAGUAUUUGUUUUUUGUGAUAGUUUAAAUUUUAGUAUACAACUCAUAUUAUGUAUUUCCCAAUUUUUUUAAAUAACUAAAAUACAACUAGACCUAUUCGCAAAAAUGAUUCGUAGUCUAAGGCACGCGCAAAAGUAUUAAGCUGUUUAGGAUCCAUAUUGCAGUAUAGAAUAUUUCAUUAUAUUUCGAGUACAUUUUUGGCAUGCAAUCGUAGAAAAAUACCUUUAAAAUAUAGCAACGAAAUUAAAUGGAAGCAAGAAAAUAUAUCUUCGGCAUGCUUGCAGUUUGAAUACCCUUGCAGAUAUUUAAACAAAAAUAGUCAAUCCUUCCUAUAUGAUAAAAGAACCCAAUUUAAUUAUACAUAACUAUGCUGAAAAAACUCUCAAUUAUUUGAAUUAAGCGUUUUAUUUGAUCAAACUCUAAGCGCCAUACUAAACAAAAUAUUAAGUACAUGUAUUCGACAAAGGGCUGAAUAAUAUAAUUUAUUUAAUAUCUAGCAUAUAUAUAUAUAUAUAUUAUAAUGAUGUUUAAGUCAAUUUUUAUAAUGCAUUUCUUAACCAAACACAAACGAUUUAUAUGAUAUUCAGUUUAGCACACUUAUGUAAUCCUAGAGACACCUUGAAACACUUCAUGUGACCCGUUCCUGUACCUAUAUGUCACACAUUUUAAAAUCACACACACCCGAUCCCAUGUUCCCCAAAAUGACCUGUACACACAACAACUUAUAUAUUAUUAAACUCUCAGAACGAAUAUUUUCAGAAACUCUACUCAAACUGCAAAGCAGCAAAACAAACAUAAAACACACAGACACAGGCAAAAAAAACCAUACAACGUACUUGGCUAAAUCCAAAAAAAAAAAAAAAAACUAAAAAGAUAAACAUUAACUCUUUAACAGCGAAAUGUUGAUUUAAAAUGAAACAUUAUAA